CACCUUGUCAAGCAUCCGGUCCUUAAUGCAACAUUAUUCUGCAUAACGCUUUGGCGUAAAGGAAAAACAGACUGCAUGUGCAGGCCUACAUGUAACAGGUUCAGGAGGGCACUGGUGCCACCAAAGGAAACAUAUUGCAUGUGUAAUUGCGAGAGACAUUCUCGCUACUGUAUGUGAUCGUCAUGUGAUAGCACAAUUGUCACACAAUACCUACACGAUCAAUAGUUGACUUUCAGUUUUCAGCCGUGUUCGUUUUAAGCAGUGGGGUCGAUCGCACGAAACGUUCUUUCUUGUUUAAGGAUGAGUCCGAGUGUCCUCAUGCUUAUCAAUGAUUCCGUUCACAUGAGGUACAGAGCUGUUACAUGUCACCUGCGAGUAAACCCCAGUGCGAGGUCAGGCCGUGUAAUUUCCGCAGCGCUCGACACUGUCCCGAACCCUAAACCCACAGCUGAGCUUUCAGUAAAUUGGAGGUGCUCCGGUGGCACCCUGCGCUGGAAUGAUCGUUUGUGUCUCUGAAUCAGGCGCUCAUUUUCUCUCUCGCUACAACACAUGCAAUGCGUUUAUCCCUCGAUGGCACCGAUGCGCUUCCUUACAAAUGGGUGAAAAAGGGACUCAAUAUUUGCUUUCCUUCAGAUUAGCACAUUAGCACAGUUCCUCGAGGGUUUGCGUGAACGGGCUUACGGUAUUAGUACGGGGAAAGAUUGCGGCCGCGUCUGGGACCCCCCGGCGUUAUCUGUGUGAGCCAGCGCAAACCUUCAGGUGUGCGGUCGGUGAGACGCCCAGGUUGUUAUGACGUCUUCUGAAACCUCAGCACGAAUCCCUCUUGUGUCAAAUAAUACACCACCCGUCAUUUACUGUACGACCUCUUCGCAGUCGCCUUCCUUUGAUUCUGCAUUCUUCUGUUAUUUCAGAACAUUAAGCUUUGUUCUUUCUACCUGACUGGAAAUGUCACCCUGUUCCUAAAACAGGGGAAGCCGGCUUUCUGAACGAGGUCGCGAAACUUUAAUAACAGGGUCCCGUUUGACAGAUUCCUACAGAAAUUGUUCUUUGCCUUUUAAGUGACGAAGUAGGGCUGUAAUUUGAGAGCCGAGAGGGGUAUCAUUAGCCAAAACGGAGAGCACUGCCUUGGCCAUCCAGAUGUUGAAAUAGUAGCGCGUAGACAGCCAAAGACACUACAGAAUCCGUCUUGAGCCGAAAAGUUUAUUCCACAGGCCUGGAAACGAGUUCAAUAAAUAAACUCAGGACGAAGAAAGAGGAAACCGCGCGGCUGCAAGUCUGGAUGUUAUCACCGGGAGCCGCUUUCGGCGAUCACGUAGGACAAGGGACGAUUUGAAGGGGGCAGGACGCGCAAAUCGCGGAUUAUUUUUACUGUUGUUAUUAUCUUGUCUUAAAAGACGAUCAGAAAUUGGAAUUUUCCUAUCUGUUCGAAUCCUUUUAACUUUUCUUUAAUACACAUCCUGUACACCUACCUACUACAAUAAAGCGUUUUUGAAGCUAAAAACCUCAUAGUAUGACGGGGGAGAGUGUUAAUAUGCCCUGCCUCAUUGAUAAAUAGUCGAUUGCAGAGCACUGCUUUCCAAAAGAUUUUUCGCUUCUUGCUUCGACUUUAAGGAUUGCUGUAUAAUCGGUAUUUUCUUGGCAACACCGAGUAAGAAGCACGAUGUUUCUUCCCUUGCUCCUGACUGUCCUGACGCUGUCACUGCCUUCGGGAAAAGCCUAUUUCGCCGGACCGCUUCAACCAGAGAUGUCCAACGGGACAUUCCACCACUAUUUCGUCCCAGACGGAGACUACGAGGAGAACGACGACCCCGAGAAAUGCCAGAUGCUGUUUAAAAUGACAGACCACCGAAAAUGCCUGUUAGAUGAGGAUCAGGACUCCGUCAUCCGGGAUGAUUUCACCAUCAUCAAGCGGCACAUCGAGGACGCGGCGAGGGUCCUGGAGGGAGUCGGCAAGAGCAUCUCCUACGAUCUGGACGGCGAAGAGAGCUACGGCAGCUACCUCAGGCGAGAAACCACCCAGAUCGCGGAGGCGUUCGGCAACUCGGAGAAAUCCCUUCUGGAGCUGGAAGUGAAGUUCAAGCAGAGCCAGGAGAACGAGCUGAAAGAGGAGCACCGCAUCAACGACGACUUUCUGGACAUGAUCAUCCACACCAGGGAGGCGCUGAAGGAGACGCUGGACAUCUCGCUGGGCUUGAGGGACAAACACGAGCUGCUCUCGCUGGUCAUACGGAGUCACGGCACCCGGCUGAGCCGACUCAAGAACGAGUACCUGAAAGUCUGACCUCAGUCAGCACCGCCGCCUCCCCGGCCACACAGAUGUUGUGCUGAGCCCAGGAAAACCUGAAUUAUGUCAAGCGAGAAACUAGGGGAAUUCAAAAUCACAAAACGUCAAACGGCAGUCUCACACCUUCAGAUUAACGCGCUGCCAAAAAGUAAAGCAACAAUUAAAAGAUGUUUAAUAACUGAUCCCGUUCAGCUCUUCUACAGCUAUUGGGAUACUGUACUGUACUUUAUCAUAUCUUGCACUCGGUCUGGGCUUUCAGUAUUUUUUCUUUCUCCUUGAAACACAAUGAUUCACAAUGGGUCCCGCCAUUUGUUAUGGGGCAAAGGCUAUUUCAGUUCGGUUGGCUUCCCUUAUAAAGUUUGAACACACGCUAUAUUUCAGGCAAAACACGUCCUUAAGCGAGGAGGUAUUUCUGAAAAUAUUCCAAGGUCGCCAGUAUCUGAUACUUCAUCAAUAGGGAGAACUGGAGAGCAGCUCAGAUCCCAUCACUUAAAAGAGUUUUUUUUUUUUAAUAUGACGUGAAAUUCAGGAAACAGUGAGAUUUAUAUCUCGGGUAUUACUGUGAAAAGACACGUCCUGUACAAAAUUCACGCGUACUGUAGUACACUUCGAAUUAGGGCACAAAAAAAUGUCUGUAAACGAACUCUUACAAUUAGCGUGCUUUAAAGCCACACCAUGUUCCAGAAAAUAAAUGUUUUGUGUUGACAUAAGAAACAAAAAACUCAAAAGCAGCUUUUACUUACUCCGUCAUACUUUUAUUGGGAGUGACAUUGCCUGAAGUUCCUUUCGGUUGCAAUUCCUGUUCUAAGGCUUAGUUUUCCAUGUAUGUUUGUGUGAGGUUCCAAUUUAAACAGGAAAUAAUUGCUUAAGCCUGAUGAAAACAGUCAUGGAUUGUGAAUGGAAACGUGGAAAUACGUUUUUCUCCUCAAACGUUUUUGCAAAAUAGAAUUAAAUUUGGCGUUAAUACAGUAUACGCGCAGUUUAGGAGCAGAUGUGACCACACGGUCAUUAUUUAUAUUCGAACCUACUAACACUGUCAGUCGGGGGUUCAAAAGAACAUGACUUGAUUCUCAUAAAGUAAACCGAAGCUUCUCUCAACCCGCCUUCUCUUCUUUGAAUAAAUUAAGCGUCAAGCAAAAUUAAAUAUUUAUGCCGACUUGUCUUGCUCACUUAAGUCUUAACGCGCUAUUCACUUGUAAAUGCUUAGGAAAAUUAAGAAAAAAAAUCUCUUUCCGAGUAUGAGCUUUAGUUUUUGCGCCAUUAUUAUGUCCCUUUUUCCUAAAGGAAAGUAAUUUGUAAAUAGAAAAGGUUUUCAUCUGUUGUACUAAAUGUGUGUUUAAUGAGUGAGCUUUAUAAUGAUAUUAAUUUAAUGCUGUGAGUGUUUAUAUAUUUAAUGAUCAAAAGCAGAUCGGUAAUAUUAUGUUUUUAGUAUUUUAUUCUCGUGGUAACUCAUUUUUUCUAGCUUUGGGGAGUAACGUUAACGGGGAUGACUUCAAAAUCCAACAUUGUUACAAAUACUGCGGGCAGGAAUGGUACCUAAAAACUUAAAACGUGUACAUGGAGGUGAUUAUGCUCUGUCUUUUUUGUAAUAAAGACUUUUAAAAUACAGCGUUAAAACUCUUACAAGUAUUUCUGCUUGAUCUGAUUCAUACCUCCCUUUAUAAUAGGGGAUUUGCCCAGUUAAUUUGUUUUUGCCUGUCUUGUAUUCUGCUUUGUCUUCAAAGUUUUUCAGGUGGUCACACAGAUUACUGUCUUAGGCCAGUAUUAAAUAUAACUCCAUAAUAAUUCAAUUAAAUAUGGGCUUUAAAAUAUACAAUAGCUCCAAAAAAGUCCUACUCUCUGCUCUUCAGUACUUUCUGAAUACAUUUGACAUUGACCUGCUUCCAAAAGAAAAUCCGUAGGGCCACAGAUGAGACUAUCUCAUCUUGCCUGGUUAGUUACUGACAGCUCAUUGAUCUGAAGUUCUCCUCCAGCCAUUCCUUGAGAGAUCCCAGAGGAUCAUCUUCAGCAGUAUGUCUUAGACUGCUUCAGAUACAAAUCACUCUCUGUGUAAAGACGGUCUGCAAGUUUUCAAUGCUCAGUGCAUCACAUUUGAGUCCUGAAGUAACCUGUCCACAGGACCAUUGUCAAUAUCUUUCAGGAUUCUGAGCAUCUCAGGUUUUUUUUUUGCAACAGCUCAAAAUGUGAGGCUGGCUUUGAACCUGAGCGCUGCGCUGCAGAGGGAGCAGACAUUGUAGAGGGGGCAGUUUAAGGGGAGACAGCUGUUCUAAAAUGGCUGUGCAAAACUGCUCUGGAAGGUGAGCUGGUGACAGCUGUGGUGCUGGUGUCCUGGAGCUCUGCAAUGCAGUGGAACGACCUGCAGGUGUCCUUUCAGGUAACAGCAUUCACAGCUUCAUGACACAGGGCCUUCAGACCUGUCUGGCUCCUAGGUUUGUGUCUUCUUCUGUCUUGCUGUAUUCAGCAGUGGCUGGUGCACACUGUCCGAAAGCUGCACUUAAUCCACGGCUUUGUUCUGACAGAAGCGGUUUAGCGCUGAAUGUGUCAGACAAGGAGCAGCUAUUCUGGAGCAGGACAUUAAACAUGGCUCCACAACAAGGCGGGAUUAGGAAAAAAAAAUCCAGAUAAUCAAUUCAGGCUGGAAGAGAAGGGAUAAAAAGAGGGGAACAAAUACAUCUCAUAUUGCAUCUUGAUAUAUUAAUACAAAUAUUUGCACAUAGUAUAUCCUCUGUAGGUGUGUUUCCAAUUUCUUUUGGCUUGGUUAGAUAUUUUAACUAUCACAGGUUAUAUAAACUUCAAUUAUGCAGCAGUUUAUAGAAAAUGUUUCGGCUUUGAUUUAUUUUACAGUACAUGGGCCUACUGCGAUUGGCACCCAUAAAACCUCAUUAUGUUUCAAAGCUGAAGGUCAGAUUCUUUGGCGCUCUCCUCCAGUUAAAGUUUUUGAGUGGUGCUGGUUAACGAUGAGCCCCUGAAACACAGCGUUUGGAUCCCGUUUGUCAGAACUGUGUGAGAAAGCCCAGCCUGCUUGUUGGCAUUUUUGUGAAAUUGGGUUUCCAGUAGUUCUUUCUUUGUUUGUUAGUGUUUUUAACUUAAAACAAAUGCGUGCCACAAAAAGACAUAAAACAACCCGCUGCUUCAGUGUGUGGAGAAGUCAAGUGUGGAAAAGCAAGAUGGGUUUUGGACUCGUUUUCGCCACUGCUCAGAACACGUCAUUUCCAAAGUAGAGGGCACUGUCUUCUUCAGUAACGAAAACUUCCAAGUGCAUGUUUAGUUGAUAAUUGAGUUACCAACACCACUGUCAGACAGCAUCAAAACAGAGAUGUAGUAUAAAAUAGAACCUCCACCUCUCCAUUGCGUACAACAUUACCUACUGUUUGUAGUGUAGCGUUUGUGUACAUUAAUACAACACUAAAUGUAAAUCAGUCAAAUAAUGAAGUGCUUAGUGUGUCACAUAAGCUGCAAGUCAGUUCGAAAUAGCAAUAUAUGUUUCAUUCUGUAUUUUGAGUGCAUUAUUUACUCUACAUUAACGUGACACUGUGUCUUUAUCGAAGCCUUUGAGCUUGACAAAUAACUGGAACAGGUCCCCUCGCCGUCUUCUGUGUUCAAGACUAAAAGGGUUCUGUUCUUUCAGCCUGUCAGUGUAGGACAUUCCUGCCUGUGUCCUGGAAUACAUCUGGCUGCUCUUCUCUGGACUGAUUCCAGAACAGCAAUAUCUUAACUGCACACAAUAUUCUAGUAGGCCUUACUAGGAAAUUAUACAGUUAUUAAAAGAAUAUCCCUUGAUUUCAAUUCUGCACUUUUGCCAAUAUAUACAGUAUCUUACUUUACUUGCCUUUUUAAUUGCUUCCCCACAUCGUCUAGAAGAGGCAAACAAUGUGCCAAAAAAAAGAGACUUGUCUACAUUAAACAUCAUGUUCCAUGAAUUUGCCAAGUCUUGAGUUUUGUCAACAUCUUUUUGUAUUUCAUUUGCUGCUAAAUAAAUAGGAGGAAAAGUAGUCCCAAAAC
Lepisosteus oculatus (spotted gar) is the source of this 6286-nucleotide messenger RNA. It is a transcript of the gene fibina, whose product is annotated as fin bud initiation factor a. NCBI's taxonomy places the organism in Eukaryota, Metazoa, Chordata, Actinopteri, Semionotiformes, Lepisosteidae. The record is from RefSeq and is a predicted model, not a curated record.